Messenger RNA from Megachile rotundata (alfalfa leafcutting bee), 729 nucleotides. Its product is annotated as 10 kDa heat shock protein, mitochondrial. NCBI's taxonomy places the organism in Eukaryota, Metazoa, Arthropoda, Insecta, Hymenoptera, Megachilidae. Gene Ontology annotation, molecular function: protein-folding chaperone binding; protein folding chaperone; metal ion binding. Gene Ontology annotation, cellular component: mitochondrial matrix; mitochondrion. The record is from RefSeq and is a predicted model, not a curated record.
AAGAAUCUUCGAGAAGAGCAGAGCUGCGCUCGCCUUUACCGCGUAGGUUGCACAACGUGCAAGAAUUCGUUUGCCGGUUAGAUCGUUCCAAAUCGUAAUUUUAAAAACACGUUUUAUAACAAUGGCUGCAGCUAAUGCCAUUAAAAGACUUGUUCCGCUCUUUGAUAGAGUUCUUAUACAGAGAGCAGAAGCUGUAACAAAAACAAAAGGUGGUAUUGUCCUGCCAGAAAAAGCUCAGGCUAAAGUUUUACAAGGAACAGUUGUAGCAAUAGGGCCGGGACAACGAAAUGAUAAGGGAGAACAUAUUCCUUUAAGUAUCAAAGUUGGCGAUGUUGUUUUAUUGCCCGAGUAUGGUGGAACCAAGGUGGAACUAGAAGAUAAUAAGGAAUUUCAUUUAUUCCGUGAAUCAGAUAUAUUGGCAAAAUUGGAAGUUUAAAUUUAUAUUAGAUUAAAAUUUAUAAUUUUCCAAAUGCUACAAACUGUUCUCUAAGAUAUCUAGAAAUAAAUAAUAAGACGCUAGUUAAUCUUACAUAUAAUUCAAUAUUCACCAUUGAUUCACAAAAUUGUAUAAUUUCUGUUACAAGUCUCUUGUUUAAUGUGUCAUUUCAUAUUUACAUAUACAUGAAACUAGAAUAAAACGUUCGUUAUGUUUUUAUUAUUUCUUAGUAUAUUGUUUUUUGUUCUAUUCUUUUUCAGUGUUAAUAAUCUAUAAGAAAAAUAAAAAAAAAA